CCUCAGCAGAGAAAACCACGGCUGUUGCUCAGUUUGUUUGGUGUGGAAGAGACGGCCGUUUAUUCACAACAUUUACAGGAUUCUGCCCCAACAAACAGUCACCGUUAGUGUUAAAUCCCAGCAUCUUUUCGGCCAGUAACUCACAGGACGAUGAAUGGUAAGUCUACGAACGGUUCGUUGGGGGGCAUGGCCUGUAUCGAGGGUCUUCCCCCGCUGCCGAAGAGCCUGAGCGGCUUGCUGAAUUCCAGCGGCGGCUCCUGGAGAGACAUGGAGAGGAUGUACGUGAAGAAGACCAUGAUCCAGGACGACCUGAGCCGGGGCAGAAACGACAACCUGCUGUCACACAAGCCGGCCAACCUGGACGCUGCUCUGGCUCUCCUGCGGAAAGAAAUGGUGGGGCUCCGGCAGCAGGACAUGUCCCUGCUCUGCCAGCUGUGGUCCCUGCACGAGUCCAUCCAGGACUACAAGGGCAGCUGCCAGGACCUGAGCGCCGCCUCCAGCCUCAGCAUGAUGGAGAACGGAUACUUCGACGAGGACGACGAGGACUACCCGGAGCCUGGAGCCACGCCCACCGGAGAGAAGCCGGACGGAGAGCUGGGAGACGGGACGGGAAAGAAAGGGAGCGGCAUCGCAAAAGACGACAGCUGGGACUCUUUUCACGUCACCAUCUGAGGCCUUUCUGGAUGGAUACAUGCUGUUUGGGGGGGAAAGACUUGAGGAGGAAGGAACUGGUUUGUUAGAGGUAGCAGCUUGUGGUAUUUUUUUUUUACCAUAAUAGACUCCAUCUUAAGUCCAGCUCUUCUUCACGUGAAACCCACCUCUGAUCUAUAAAGAUUUCGCAGCGUGACCAGGAUCUUCCCCAGACUGCAGAGCUCAGAGUUGCCGACACGUUCUCAAACUCAGGAGUUUGGGAUUAUAUUCCCAGACUCCUCAUACUCAAAAUUAGGCAAUAUAUAUUAUGUCUUCUUUAAAAAAAAAAACAGGUGCUUCUAUAUCACCAUCUGAGGCCUGUCUCUCAGCCUGGAUGGAUACAUGCUGUUUGGGGGGAAAGACUUGAGGAAGAAGGAACUGGUUUGUUAGAGGUAGCAGCUUGUGGUAUUUUUUUACCAUAAUAGACUCCAUCUUAAGUCCAGCUCGUCUCUGAUCUUCACUGAGCUGAGAGUUGCCGACACGUCCUCAAACUCAAAGAUGGAUUAUAUUCCCAGACUCCUCAUACUCAAAAUUAGACAAUAUAUAUUAUUUCUUCUUUAAAAAAAAAAAACAGCUGCUUCUAUAUCAAGUGGUUUUGCCAGCCAGUGACCCCCCCCUUUUUGGCCGAACUUUUUUUUACAUUUACAAAAUAUAUGAACAAAGUCGUAUUAUUUAUUAUAUAAUAUAAAUGACAAGAUAUUUCCUGUUUCUCUCUACGGAUGUUUUGUACUGCAACUCUACCCAGGUACAAGGACUACCAGAAAGCGAGGCUUCAUAAAGGAACACAAAGGAUUCUGGACCCAAGCAGACGAUUGACUGUGUGUUACUUUAAGCGGUGAGGUCAAUAUUUACACGAAUCCAGAACAAAAGAGGUCAGACGUGAAGAGCGGAGAAAGUCCUCGUGCCUGCUCACAGUGUAAAGAUGAUUGAAACAGAAUGAGUUUUGGUUCAGGGGGUGAAGGCGACACUUUUCAGCCUUUCAGAUGGAGCAGUUCUUCGCUCUGAAAAUGUGAAAUGUUCAAAAUGCUGGAGACGGUUGCAACCUGAUCCCAACUGAAGCUGGAGUGACGCAUUACGGAUAACUUUGAUGUGUCGUUGGUGUUAAAGGCCCAGAUGGUUUUAAUCGAUGGGAAAUCGUCUAAUUAUACUGUACACAAACUAAAGGGUAAUCUUACUUGCGUCUUGUUUUCAUAGCGCUCAUUCCUAUGAUAAGAACAUGUUCUCAAAGUAUACUGCUCUUAGAUCUGGAAGGGAGAAAGGAAAAGUAACCAUAAAUCAUCAAAACUGAUGGAAAGUACUAUGAAAUGGAAGCUCACGUUGUAAUCAACAACAACAUAGCCACGUAGCAACUACUAACCAGCAUCGAUUUAAAAAAAAAAAAACUGGAUAAAAUGACUUAAUCAGCAAGUUUCCACAUAACCAGCUUUGAGAUGUUUAGACUUCUCACAUCAUUUACACUUGCUAACAUUGUCUGUUUUAUUAAUCGCAGUGACUGACGGAGAAGUGUAAGACCGUAAAAGUGAUUGUUCGACUCAUGAAUGCACACGGUGUAGACACAAAGCUUGUGUGUGUGUAUCAGCUGAAUACAGGGUACUUUUAUAACUCUUCUGUAUCCCUAUAUACACAAAUAUAAACUGAACAUUGUUUAUGACGUGUCAGAGGGAUGUAAAGGGUGUUUUCUCAGUGUUUCAACAACGCUUCGAUACUGCUCACUAACAAGAUUGUAAGUGUAUUCAACUCUGCCGUCUCUGACUGAAACACAAAGCAGCCUUUCUUUGGACUCUGUUUCUGUCCCGCACCAUCGAUCCAGCGACAAGCAACAAUGUUUGGAUGUGCAAAAGAUUCUGCUGCACAUAUGGUCUUCUUUUAUAUCUAAAAAGCAAACGGUUUUAGCUGAACCUGUAGCAGGCAACACACAGCAGCUGUUGUAUCACUACUAAAUGACUGUGGAUAGUUUCAGUGUUAUUGUGUGUGUACAGAUCACCUGUGUGUGUGUGUGUGUGUGUGUGCCGGUGUAACACAAACCAAAGAAGGAACGGCACUCAAAAUGAAAUGUAUUUGGGUUAAAGUGCUAAAAAAGCUGAUAGUUAAUGCUCUUGAAUGACAUUUUAUUCAAAAAGUUAACAGUACAGUGUAUCACAGUUAUCACACACAUGUCAUCUCUGUCCUCCAGCAGUGACACUUCAUAUUUCACUGUGGUGAUAAUAUUGACGUUGAUAUUUAAAAAAAAAACAAAAAAACAAUGAUAUUAUUCCCACGGCUUUUUUUAUCACUGACCGACGAGAAAGUCUCAGUUCUCACCUCUGUAUCUACACCUCUGUAUCUACACAGCUAGAGUGUAAAUACUAUCUAAAUGAUAGUGUACACACCCAUGAGUCCAUAGUGACCUACAGUAGUUAUCACACAGACAUUACAGCAGAGUCAUAUUAAAGGAUUAGUUAAACAUUUUAGGAAAUGUGUUUACUUGCUUUCUUGCAGAGCGUUAAAUAACAACCCAUGUGAAUAGGAAGUUACUUAGCUGAUCAACUGACUAUAUUUCAGCUGAGUCCAUUGUACAAAAAACGAUUUAAAAUAUGCUUUUGCUGUGCUGGACUGGAAGAAAGCAAAGCCCAUUUCCCCCUAAAAAAUAUAUACAAAUCCUUCAACAGUUUGACCAUUAUUAUUAUCAGAAAAAUGUAGCUUUUAUUUUCUUCCUAUGGCUCCAAAACUCCACCUCUUGCCCACUUCAAAACCUUGUGCUGUUAAUAUCCAUAAUGCAAGUUUCUAACAAUAACAAUACAUGCAAAAAAAGGUCUUCAGUAAAAUACGAUGGUGCUUUCUCUCAUCUAAUAAGUUGGAUUGAAUGUUUGCCCGAUGUGUGAUAAAUCUGUAUCUGAAUGCUACUAAUAUUUCCAGUCAAAUUACCCAUUUGUAAACGAUGCAGUUUGACAUUUUUCUGGACCAACUUGACCCCUGAUGAUUUAUUAUUGGAUGUCUACACAAUUAGUGCCUUUGCAAACCUUCAGAAUGGAUGUUUGCUGUGUACCACGGGGACGAGAAUAAAUAAACUGUUGUAUCAUGUGA
Trematomus bernacchii (emerald rockcod) is the source of this 3753-nucleotide messenger RNA. It is a transcript of the gene fam89a, whose product is annotated as family with sequence similarity 89 member A. The record is from RefSeq and is a predicted model, not a curated record. Lineage: Eukaryota; Metazoa; Chordata; Actinopteri; Perciformes; Nototheniidae. The transcript has 2 exons. The coding region runs from base 151 to 672 and encodes 173 amino acids.